Venustampulla echinocandica is the source of this 1281-nucleotide messenger RNA. RefSeq lists its product as uncharacterized. The record is from RefSeq and is a predicted model, not a curated record. The transcript has 3 exons. Lineage: Eukaryota; Fungi; Ascomycota; Leotiomycetes; Helotiales; Pleuroascaceae. Gene Ontology annotation, biological process: adenylate cyclase-activating G protein-coupled receptor signaling pathway; cell surface receptor signaling pathway. The coding region runs from base 1 to 1281 and encodes 426 amino acids. Gene Ontology annotation, molecular function: G protein-coupled receptor activity. Gene Ontology annotation, cellular component: plasma membrane.
AUGGGUUUAACGUCCGAGCAAAUCCAGACUCUCAUUGUCAUCGAGCGUUUUACCGCUUCCGUGUCAGUUAUAGGGACACUUAUUCUUAUCACGACCUUCAUUUUUAUUAAAGAUUUUAGGACACUAUCAAACACACUCAUUUUCUAUGCGUCAUUCGCGAAUCUUUUUGCAAAUGUUGCAGCUCUUAUUGGGGAUUCAGCCCUCUACCGUCUCGAUGGAGCUCUUUGCCAAUUCCAAAGUUUCCUGUUAGAAAUGUUCAUGCAAUCUGACCCGAUGUGGAGUUGCGCCAUGGCUGUGAACGUGUACCUCGUUUUCUUUCGACGCUUCGACGCGCCCCGGUUGAAGAAGCUGUACUGGUAUUAUGGAGUUAUAUGUUAUGGCCUGCCGUUCAUCCCCGCUAUAUUUUGUCUUUUCUACAAGACGGGACAGAAGGGGAAGAUGUACGGGGAUGCUACUCUCUGGUGCUGGAUAGACAACGACUGGGCUCCUAUAAGAAUAUACUCAUACUACGCCCCUAUCUGGAUCGCUAUCCUCAUCGCGCUCAUUAUCUACUUCCUUGUCGGAAUUGAGAUUUUUCAGAAGCGCUCGCAAUUGAAAGACCUGGACACCACCCAUUCGGCGACUGGCGCACCCAUCGAGCUGCCAGCUUUCUCGGGAACCCGCACCACUGAUGUUGAGGUCACGACUGACUCCUGGAAAGAGAAUUCUCUCGAGAUGCCCCCGCCCACUGCAUGCUCGCCACUCAAAGCCAACGACAGAAUUCCAGUUAGUGAAAGUAGUGAUCGAUAUUACUCUAUCACUAUAUCUGCCCACGGCCCUUCCCGCACCCUUCGCCCACUACCAACUCAACGGAGUCCCCAUAUAGUGCUUCCCCGCGGACCUAAUAGUAUUGACAAGAUCAAAUGGGCGUAUACGAAAUGCGCGAUGCUUUUUGCCAUCUCCAUUCUAAUCACAUGGGUUCCGGCGACUGUGAAUCGUGUAUAUGGCUUGCGGUAUCCGGCAAGCCCUUCCUUUGCACUCAACAUCGGAUCAGCCAUAGUGCUGCCGUUACAGGGGUUCUGGAAUGCUGUGAUAUAUUUUGCAACUAGUUUGUCAAUCUGCAACAAUGUUUGGGCACGCUUUCGGUCACGAAAACAGCCCGACGGCUUUACGGUACUACAUGGAACCCAUGAUACGGAGCAGCGCGUGGGACGGGGCAGGGAAAAGGGGAAGGAGAGUAGCGACAGCACAGUGGAGUUGUCAAAUAAUAGGAGUAGGGGAUCCUUGAAGGAUUCGUAUUGA